Rhodamnia argentea is the source of this 2556-nucleotide messenger RNA. Its product is annotated as U-box domain-containing protein 33-like. Gene Ontology annotation, biological process: protein phosphorylation; protein ubiquitination. The coding region runs from base 189 to 2321 and encodes 710 amino acids. Gene Ontology annotation, molecular function: ubiquitin-protein transferase activity; protein kinase activity; ATP binding. The record is from RefSeq and is a predicted model, not a curated record. Lineage: Eukaryota; Viridiplantae; Streptophyta; Magnoliopsida; Myrtales; Myrtaceae. The transcript has 9 exons.
CAAGUUGCCUCUGGGAGAGAGAGAUACAUCAUCGGAAGCCCACGCGUUCUUCGUUACCGGGCUCUUCACAUUCCACUCGGUACGCACAGAGACGCGCGCGCCUUUGUCUCUGGUCGAGCUCUCGACCGGCGUGUGGGAAUCAGCAGUGCGCGAUCACGGUCCGAGCUCGAAGCGGCUCAGCCACGACGAUGACGAGCAGGGACGUGGGGUCGCCGUCGUCGGGAGCGGUCUUGGGGAACGUGUACGUCGCGGUGGGGAGCGAUGCCGCGGAGAGCGAGACGACUCUCUUGUGGGCACUUCAAAACUUCGGAGGGGAGUUCAAAUAUUGCGUCCUGCAUGUCCGUCAGCCUGAAUUUGCAAUGCAGACUGUAAAUGAGAUUCUGGAUGUGUACGUUCAGAUGUGUAACCAAGCAAAGGUUUCUUCGAUGAAAAUAUAUGCUGAGAUGCAGGAUGUAGGACAAGGGAUUGUCGAACUUAUCGAGCAGCAUUGCAUCGGGAAGCUCGUUAUGGGUGCAGCAGCGAAUUGUCACUAUAUUGAGGGCAUGGCACAGCUUAAAUCUACAAAAGCAAUGUUUGUGAACGAGCAUGCUCAUCCAUCCUGUGAAAUUUGGUUUAUCUGCAGAGGGAAUCCAGUUUACUUGAGGGAAAGUAGGUCAGGCACCUCUUAUUCGGAUAUUGUGACAUCAUCACAACCAGUGAGCUCCCAUGUUCAAUCUGGACAGAGUACUCCAGGUUCAGAUAAUUCUGCAUCUGACUCUAGCGAAGUUGUAGAUAAUCUAGGCUUGGUUCAGUUUGACGGUAUUGAAAGGAGCGACCAUAGCUCAGAAACAAAUCAGGUGCCUGCUGUUCAUCAGCCUCCAUCUAGUGCAGCCGAAAGAAGUAACAGUGGGAAACUCUGUGAACAACUUGACAGAGCAAUGUCAGAGGUCACAAAGGCAAAAACGGAGGCACUUGAAGAGUUGAUUUGCCGUCAUAAAGCUGAAAAAGCUGCAAUUGAGGCUAAGCGCAAAGUUGCUGCACUUGAAAACUUACAUGCCGAGGAGUUAAGUCGGAGGAUUAAUCUUGAGGAGAUGCUAGAGAAAGAAAGGGAGAGACGCGAAAUGAUCGAGAAUGAGAAAAAUGACUUACAAAUGCUGUUCGAAAAUGCACUUAAAGCUAAUGAGGAGCUCUCAGCAAACCAAGCAAGUGAACCCUCAAGUUCGAACCGGCAGGACCAGGAAAUCAUUACCAAGUUUUCUUUCUCAGAAAUUCAGGAAGCUACAGAAAAUUUCGAUCCCUCCUCAAAAAUAGAGGAAGGGGAUUACGGUAGCACUUAUGAAGGUUUUCUUCGUCAUACCCGAGUGGCCAUAAAGAUGGUGUGUUCUGAUAGCUCGCAGGGCCCAUCACAGUAUCAUCAGGAGGUUCACAUUGCGAGCAUGUUGAGGCAUCCAAAUUUGGUCAGCCUCAUUGGGGUUUGCCCGGAAGCUUGGGCUCUCAUCUACGAGUAUCUCCCAAAUGGUAACCUCGAAGACCGGCUAAGCUGUAGAGAUAACGCUGCGCCCCUAUCAUGGCAAACAAGGAUACAGAUAUGUAGAGAUACAUGUGCUGCACUUAUUUUUUUGCACUCCUUUGAACCUCAUGGUAUAUCUCAUGGUGAUCUGACACCUCGAAACAUCCUUCUCGACGCCAACUUUGCGGCUAAACUGAGCGACUUUGGAUCACAUGAUACACCUUUUAGUUCCUGUACAACAGGAGACUUUUCUGCUGAGUUGGAUAUUUAUUCAUUUGGGGUUGUACUAUUGCGGUUACUUACUGGUCAAGCAGCAUUGAAUUUGGACGAGAUUGUGCAAAAUUCGUUGGACGAAGAUGAGUUAGAUGCUGUGUUGGAUCAAACAGCAGGGCAAUGGCCACUUGAGCAGGUCAAAGACCUGGCACGCCUAGCUUUGAGUUGCUGUGAGAUAGAUGUUAGCAACCGACCAGAUCUUCGGUCAGAGGUGUGGCCACUGCUUGAACAAAUCCAAACACUAUGUGCACAAGCGUCGUCAACCGAUCAUUCUUCUCCUGAAGAGCCUACUCGGCAAUCCUCGUCAUCUGAUCAUUCUCCUGGCGAAGAGCAUGCCCAGCCUCCUUCGUAUUUCUUUUGUCCGAUAAAACAUGAGCUUAUGGAUGACCCUCUUGUGGCAGCGGAUGGCUAUACGUACGAAGCGGAAGCGAUAAGGGAGUGGCUGAACGGCCACAGCACUUCGCCCAUGACAAAUCUUCGGCUCGAGAACUUAAAUCUCGUGUCGAAUAGGAUUGUUCGGUCAGCUAUUCAAGAAUGGGUUCAGAGCAAUGGAAGCUAAUGUGGUCUGUCAAACAGCAAAAUCUCUGUACAGUUGUGCUGCUCCGGUGGGCUUUUGUCGUACUUAUAACACAUUGCGGGAGCAGGAGUGACAUACGUAAGACCAUACGCGCGAGUAAAAACUUUCAUGGCCCUGUUUGUUUACCCUUAGAAAAAAAAGCAGAAGGUAAUGUUAUUUCACUUUUCUGUUGAAAUUUGAAAUAUCAUUUAAAAUUCCAAAAAUCACGAGAUGAAUU